AUGGCGAGCGACGCGUCUGAGCCCCAGGCUGAGCGUGACGAUGCUCACCAGGAGAACAAUGCCAGCAACGAACUCAGUGAGAAUGAGAAGCAAAUUGAAAAGAAGCUUGUUCGCAAGCUCGACCUCUUGAUCCUCCCCUUGAUUGUGCUGUCGUUCUUCCUCAACUGCAUAGACCGGGCUAACUAUGGCGCCGCUCGACUUCAACAUCUAGAAUCGGAUCUCCACAUGUCUGAUUCGCAAUUUCAAACCGGAUUUAGCGUUUUCUACGCCGGAUACCUUCUAUUCCAAGUUCCUUCGAACAUGCUGCUCAACUAUUUUGGCCGGCCGUCAUGGCAUAUGGGGAUCUCGAUUCUCGCUUGGGGCUUGGUGACUAGCUGCACAGCUGCAGUCAAUACCUACGGCGGACUUGUGGCGUGUAGGAUGCUUUUAGGUUGUGUCGAGGCGCCGCUAUACCCCGGAAUAAUGUUCUAUCUCUCGAAAUGGUAUAGAAAGACAGAGCUUACUCUCCGCAUCAGCAUAUGCCUGGCCGCUGGACUCAUUGCCACUGCAACUGGCUCCCUGAUAGCCGCAGGAAUUUCGAGCGGUUUGGACGGUUCUCAUGGGCUUUCUGCGUGGCGGUGGGUGUUCUUGAUUGAGGGCAUAGUUUCCAUCUGUGGAGGAUUCCUUUUCAUCGCUAUUCUGCCAGAUUUUCCACAUACCUGGACUGCUUUGUCGCCCGAAGCGACAGAAGUCGCAAUCCGACGGCUGACCCUGGAGGCCUCACAGAGCGACAUCGACGACGACAGCAUGUCCCUCAUCGAUGGCCUUAGACUAGCACUGCUGGACAAGAAGCUGUACAUCAUGAUAGCCAUCAACAUGUGCAUUAUUGGGGCCAUUGGCUGCCAGAACUUCUUUCCCACAAUGACAGCAACGCUAGGAUACAACCAUAUAAUCUCCCUUCUGCUCAUCGCCCCUCCAUACUUCUUCACAGCCAUCUACAGCUGCAUCCACAGCUACCUGAGUGACCGCUCAGAAAACCGCUUCUGGUACAUGCUAUAUCCUGCCCCAAUCGCCACCGCCGGAUUCGUCAUCUUCAUGUCGCCCGCCACCAGUUUCGGGGCCCGGUACCUCUCUAUGUUCCUCAUGCUGUUCAUCUACAGUAUUAAUAGCACGGCCACCGCCUGGAUCGCGACGUCAAUUUCCAGACCCCCCGCGAAACGCGCCGCCGCGUAUGGAGUCGUUAGUAUGAUCUCUAAUACAUCUGCGCUAUGGACGCCCUACACCUACCGCGCCCGCGACUCGCCUCACUUUCGGUUGGCGUUGGGGCUUGUUAUAGGGAUGGUGAUCGCAGCUGUGGCGUUGAGUUUCUUGCUUCGAGUGAUACUUGUUCGCGAGAAUGGGCAGCUUGACGAGGCGGAUCGUCAGAGAGCAGUCGCCGAGGGAACUGGAAUUGAGAAACAGGGGGCCUUCAGAUAUACAGUCUGA
Messenger RNA from Aspergillus puulaauensis, 1464 nucleotides. RefSeq lists its product as uncharacterized. Bases 1 to 1464 code for a protein of 487 amino acids. The transcript is spliced from 6 exons. Lineage: Eukaryota; Fungi; Ascomycota; Eurotiomycetes; Eurotiales; Aspergillaceae. Gene Ontology annotation, molecular function: transmembrane transporter activity. The record is from RefSeq and is a predicted model, not a curated record. Gene Ontology annotation, biological process: transmembrane transport. Gene Ontology annotation, cellular component: membrane.